UUUGCAUCCAAAUUCAGAACAUUAAUGAAUUAUUUAUGUACUUUAAUUAACUUCUUCAUAAUCUUGAUUAAAUUAUCAUAAGUACGAUCGAAAAUGGGCGUGUACACCUUUACGAUCAUCGACGAAACUAGCCCGGUCGCCGCGUCCCGCUUGUAUAAGGCUCUAUGCCUUGACAACCACAAUGUAUUCCCUAAGGUGGUACCUCAUGUUAUUAAGAGCAUAGACUUUGUAGAAGGUGAUUCUACUACUGUUGGAUGCGUCAAACAAUUUAACUUUGCCGAAGGGAGUCCACACAAGUACAUGAAAACUAGGGUGGAUGAACUUGAUGUGGAUAAGUACUAUGUCAAGUACACGAAUUUCGAGGGCGAUGUUCUUGGUAAUGAAUUAGAGUGUAUUGUUUACGAAUCGAACAUCGAAUCAACUGGUUCAGGUAGUCACUAUAAAAUGAUGGGUUAUUUCCACACUAGGGGAGAUAUUGUUUGUACAGACUCGGAUACUAAGAUGGGAAUUCAAGGCAUGCUAAUGUCCUACAAGGCUAUUGAGGAAUACCUUUGCAACAACCCUCAAGUUUAUGCUUAAGAGUUAGAGAUACAUAUUUAAAAACACGACUGUAUGAGUUGAAUUACAUUUUCUAAGAGUGUGUUGUAUUUUAUCUUCGCAUUUCUUCUAAUAAGUUCAAUUAUGUACAAAUGGUUUGUUUUUCCGUGAUAUGGUAUAAUAAAAACACGAUUGUGUGAGUUGAGUUAA
Spinacia oleracea (spinach) is the source of this 747-nucleotide messenger RNA. Its product is annotated as pathogenesis-related protein STH-21. Gene Ontology annotation, biological process: defense response; abscisic acid-activated signaling pathway. The record is from RefSeq and is a predicted model, not a curated record. Gene Ontology annotation, molecular function: protein phosphatase inhibitor activity; signaling receptor activity; abscisic acid binding. Gene Ontology annotation, cellular component: cytoplasm; nucleus. The coding region runs from base 94 to 579 and encodes 161 amino acids. NCBI's taxonomy places the organism in Eukaryota, Viridiplantae, Streptophyta, Magnoliopsida, Caryophyllales, Amaranthaceae. The transcript is spliced from 2 exons.